Molecule: messenger RNA, 790 nt
Organism: Onthophagus taurus
Lineage: Eukaryota; Metazoa; Arthropoda; Insecta; Coleoptera; Scarabaeidae
Product: urease accessory protein UreE-like
Source: RefSeq, a predicted model, not a curated record
CCGUCUCCGACACCAGCAUCGAUUAAAACUUUUUUAUUAUUUUUUUACCCGAGACGAGAGGAUUAAUUUUCUCGGUCAGUUUAAAUAAAAAUAAUGAUGGAAGUUUUUCAAAUCAAGUCGGGGAUUUUCUAGAAAAAAAAAGAGAAUGAGGUAAUACGGCUUCCUGUGUUGUAAGGUUGCGUAAUAUCAUGUAAUUUGAUAUGUUGUUGUUGUUCAUGUCGUGAAUUGUUCCCCACCAUAUCAGGUAUAAAUAGAUCAAAUCGGAACGUUUGCAAGUUAGUACUUGUUUUACUUUGUUAAAGUGACAAUGCAAGGACAAUGCUGCGGGCCACCCCAUUCUCAUGGGUUAAACCAUCACGGACAUCACCAUGGACAUCACCACGGACAUGGACAUCAUCAUGAACAUGGUCAAUGUGGACAUCCUCACCGUCAUCAUGGACAUGGUCAUCAUGGACGUGGUCAUCAUGGAUUCGAACAUGGACAUCGCCAUCAUCAUGAUCAUCCACAUGGAAGACACCAAAAUCAUGGUGGAUGUCGUGGCCAAGAAAAUCAUCGCCAAGGAAAUGGGAUGCCAGCUAUAUCAGGAAAUGCUGCUUAAAUAUCUCAAAAUAAAUUAAAAUGUUAUAAAUUGUAAAAGCAUUUUUAAUUGGUGUUUACUCACUAAAUGAAAAUAAAUAAAUGUUUUUGUGUAAUUCAAAACAAUAAAUUAAAAUCUGUAGAUAAGAUUAGAUUAGAUGUUAUAAGAAUUGAACGCAAUUAUGAAUUUCAAUAAAUGAAGAAAUAAAAGUUU